This is a messenger RNA of Telopea speciosissima, 1752 nucleotides long. RefSeq names its product diaminopimelate decarboxylase 2, chloroplastic-like. Gene Ontology annotation, cellular component: chloroplast. The transcript has 8 exons. The record is from RefSeq and is a predicted model, not a curated record. Gene Ontology annotation, molecular function: diaminopimelate decarboxylase activity. NCBI's taxonomy places the organism in Eukaryota, Viridiplantae, Streptophyta, Magnoliopsida, Proteales, Proteaceae. The coding region runs from base 116 to 1564 and encodes 482 amino acids.
GGCAAUAGGCACUGGGCGCCGCAACAACACGCCUAAACCCUUAGGUGCCUGCAACUACUGCUUUCUGCUUUGGUUCUUGUGGAAUCUCGCCUUCUGGAGUUUGAUUUGUUCAACGAUGGCGGCUGCUUCUUUUGCCAUUCAGUCUCCUUCGUUUCCAAAAGGUAUACAGUACCGUUCAAACCAUGUAAUCUCGAAACCUUCAGUUACCUUCAGAUAUUAUACGCAGUCACUUACAGUAAGGUCUGCUGUGUCGGAGAACCGUAGUACCGUCACCGCCGAGCCAAAGGAGAAGAAAUUCCAGCACAGCUUCAGUAAGUCUGGUGACGGGUUUCUUCACUGCGAGGGCCUGAACGUUCAAGAUAUAUUGGAUUCGGUGGAGAAGAGGCCGUUUUACCUCUACAGUAAGCCCCAAAUUACCCGAAACUUCGAAGCAUAUCGGGAAGCGUUGAAUGGCUUGAGAUCGAUUAUCGGUUAUGCAGUCAAAGCCAAUAAUAACCUGAAAAUUCUUGAGCAUUUGAGACGAUUGGGUUGCGGUGCCGUGCUAGUCAGCGGGAAUGAGCUGAAAUUGGCGCUUCGCGCAGGGUUUGAUCCAGCAAGGUGUAUAUUUAAUGGUAAUGGGAAGCUCUUGGAGGACCUGGUACUGGCUGCCCAAGAAGGAGUUUUUAUUAAUGUGGACAGUGAAUUUGAUUUGGAAAAUAUUGUGUUAGCAGCUAGAACUGCUGGAAAGAAGGUCAAUGUUUUGCUUCGGAUCAAUCCUGAUGUUGAUCCUCAGGUUCAUCCUUACGUUGCUACGGGGAAUAAAAACUCCAAAUUUGGUAUUAGAAAUGAGAAGCUGCAAUGGUUUUUGGAUGCUGUGAAGGCACAUCCUUUGGAGCUGAAGCUUGUGGGGGUCCAUUGCCAUCUUGGAUCUACCAUUACCAAGGUGGACAUAUUCAGGGAUGCUGCAAUCCUUAUGGUGGGCUUCAUUGACCAAAUCCGAGCCCAAGGCUUUGAAAUUGAAUACCUCAACAUUGGAGGUGGUCUUGGAAUAGAUUAUCUUCACACUGGUGCUGUCCUUCCAACACCCAUGGAUCUCAUCAACACUGUCCGGGAGCUGGUUCUUUCUCAUAACCUUAAUCUCAUCAUUGAACCAGGGAGGUCACUUAUUGCCAACACUUGUUGCCUUGUUAACCGAGUAAUUGGGGUCAAAACAAAUGGGACCAAAAAUUUUAUUGUUAUUGAUGGAAGCAUGGCUGAACUUAUCCGACCAAGUCUUUACGAUGCUUAUCAACACAUAGAGUUGGUUUCUCCCCCACAGCCUGAUGCAGAGAUUUCCACAUUUGAUGUGGUAGGCCCUGUCUGUGAGUCUGCAGAUUUCUUGGGGAAGGACAGAGAGCUCUGUACUCCUGCUAAGGGAACUGGUCUUGUAGUUCAUGAUGCAGGAGCAUAUUGCAUGAGCAUGGCAUCAACGUACAACCUCAAGAUGCGGCCACCUGAGUAUUGGGUUGAUGAAGAUGGAUCUGUGGCCAAAAUCCGGCAUGCAGAGACAUUUGAGGACCAUAUGAGAUACUUUGAGGGACUUUGAUAAGAUGAUUAUUGUUCAGCAACCAUUGAUGGGGACUGGUAAGGUUCUUGAGCUUGCUAUUGUGAAGAAUGCAUGGUGCGCUUGUUUCCAUGCAUGUAUUACAAUGUUGUGUAUCUGAAUGUUCUGUUAUAUUUUAUUAUUUGAAUUACAGCUUUUCAGUCCUGCCUUGCAUCAGCUGAACAGUCAGU